AUGGCCUGGCUCCGCAGUCGGGGAGUUCGCCUCAUCAUUUAUCUGGACGAUAUCCUGAUCAUGGCUCAGGACCGUUCGGUGUUACUAGACCACCUUCGCUGGACCAUGGACCUGCUCUCAGAGCUGGGGUUCCUGCUCAAUCGGGAGAAGUCCUGUCUCUCUCCAUCCCGAGAGAUGGAGUUCCUCGGGUUCAUGGUGGAUUCCACAGCGGGGACCCUCAGCUUACCAUCGGCCAAGAUUCGGUCGAUUCGCAAAGAACUGCUCAGAGCCAGGUCGUCCCCCCGUAUCCCGUUACGUCAGCUGGCGAGGAUAAUAGGCCUUCUUGCAUCAUCCAUCCAGGCGGUCUUCCCAGCCCCGCUCCAUUACCGGGCUUUCCAGCGCCUGAAAAUCGCUCAUCUACGGAAGGGAGCUUCCUACGCGGACUGGAUUCCCUUGGACGAGGAAACCAGGGAGGAGCUGUCCUGGUGGAUCCACAACUUGCAUGCCUGGAACGGCAAGGCGAUUUUUGGUCAGCGCCCGGAUUUCGUGGUGGACUCGGACGCCAGCCUAUCGGGCUGGGGGGCUCACUGCGAGGGAAUCACGACUGGCGGAGGCUGGUCAGAAAUAGAGACGGGGUUCCACAUCAAUGCGUUGGAACUGUUGGCGGGCUCUUUUGCAAUCAAGAGCUUCACGAGGGACACGGCCAGAUCCUGCAUUCAAUUGCGUAUGGACAACGUGUCAGCUGUACGUUACAUCAACGGCAUGGGAGGAACCCGGUCCACCAUUUUAUCACGGUUGGCGAAGGACUUCUGGGACUAUUGCCUAUCCAAGGAAUUGGUGGUCUUGGCAGAAUACCUUCCGGGCGUUCACAACAUCCACGCGGACUGGAGCUCUCGUCAUCUUUCGGAUUCCAGCGACUGGCAGUUAGAUCCUGAACACGCAACUGGCACGAUUUUACAGCUGGCGCCCGGAUCCGGAAGCCGAGGCCGUGGAUGCAUUCCUCCAAGAUUGGUCCAGAGGGAUCCUCUAUGCGUUCCCGCCGUUCCAACUGAUUCCGCGGACCCUCAUUCAAGUGCGCCGGUGUGUCGCGGAACUGACCUUGCUGGUCCCGUUUUGGAGCUCCCAAUCAUGGUUCCCCCACCUUCUGGAGAUGAUGGUAGAGAUCCCUCGCCUUCUCCCGACGUCGCCGACUCUCCUCCGCAACCCUCGCCGCCAGCCACAUCCUCUUCUCCUGGACGGGACACUGCGCCUGCUGGCGUGUCGGAUUUCAGGGGACCCUGGGAGGUCCCGGGAGUUUCGGGUACAGCUAAAGUCCUUCUGGAGAACGCAUGGGCCCCAGGAACCAGGAGAUCUUAUAGAUCAGCCUGGGGGUUUUGGGCUGACUGGUGCUUGGCUAGGGACUUGGAUCCCAUUUCAGCACCUGUGACGGAGAUUUUACAUUUCCUGUCUUCCCUCUUCGACCAGGGCAAGGCGUAUCGCACCAUCAGCCUGUUCAGAUCUGCCAUCUCAGCGUCUCACCAAGGCUUUGACGGGACGCCUGCGGGUCAACACCCUUUGGUCUGCCGGCUGAUGCGCGGCUCGCGUAUGUCUCGACCUCCGAGACCAAGGUUCACCACCACUUGGGACGUGUCUCGUGUUCUCUCCUUUUUGUCUGCUUGGCCCCAGAAUUCUGAACUCUCCCUUAGGCAGUUGUCUGCGAAACUGGUCACUCUUCUCUGUUUGAUUUCUUGCAAGCGGGUGUCCGAUGUCAGGGCUCUGGAUCAUGAUGCCCGCUCCUACACCCCGGAAGGGGUCACGUUUGACAUUUCUAGGAGGACUAAGACCCACAUACGCUCGGUCUCCUAUCCAGUUUUUCCUGCUUCGCCUUCGCUUUGUCCUGUGGCGUGCCUUAAGGAAUAUGAAGUUCGCACUUCUCCUUAUAGAUCUCGAGAGCUUCCGAAGCUCUUCCUUUCCACGAUUCGGCCUUUUGCUCUGGUGACUACUCCCACGUUGGCGAGGUGGAUGAAGUGGAUCAUGGAGUUGUCGGGCGUGGACGUCUCUCUUUUUUCGGCACAUUCCGCUAGGGUGGCAUCUGCUACCUCGUUGGCGGUUUCUGGGGCCAGACUUGAAGACAUUUUGAAGUUGGCGGAUUGGUCCAGUGUCUCCACGUUCAGGGAGUUUUAUUUUAGACCAAGUCCUCAUGUGUUUUCUUCCAUCAUUAAUAACGUGUCUUAG
This is a messenger RNA of Bufo bufo (common toad), 2193 nucleotides long. RefSeq lists its product as uncharacterized. Bases 1 to 2193 code for a protein of 730 amino acids. The transcript has 2 exons. Gene Ontology annotation, biological process: DNA recombination; DNA integration. NCBI's taxonomy places the organism in Eukaryota, Metazoa, Chordata, Amphibia, Anura, Bufonidae. Gene Ontology annotation, molecular function: DNA binding. The record is from RefSeq and is a predicted model, not a curated record.